Molecule: messenger RNA, 744 nt
Organism: Acanthosepion pharaonis
Lineage: Eukaryota; Metazoa; Mollusca; Cephalopoda; Sepiida; Sepiidae
Source: the annotation of a GenBank genome assembly
AUGAUUCAUUGGGCGGUUCGUAGGUGGCUUCGGCUGCCUACUGACUGUCUCAAUUCCGUCAUCCACUCACCAGCGAGAUUCAGCGGUUCAGGGGUUUCUUCGCUUGAAAUGCUCGUUUCCACACUGAAGGACAAAUACCUAAGCCUGUUUACCGAUGGGUAUGCAGAGGAUGAACCAAUUGCAUCCAAUCUCUCAGUCCGCUACUUAAUGAUGCACAGAUUCAGUAACUCUAUCAACUGCACCCGUGAGGACCUGGUUGAGGACCUGCUUAGUAGGUAUGAUACCAGGGGCCUACAGGGGUAUGAUCAUGUUCCAGCUGUUAACAGUUGGCUUGAUUAUGCCCCUGCCAACUUGGGUGGCUUUGAAUUUCAGGAUGCCAUCUGUAUGGGCACGCCAGCCUGGUUAUCCCGGGGUGACCGUCGGGUUGAUACGGUAUGUAAAUGUGGGCGCAAUGCUCCCAUGAGCCUGCCCCAUGUUGCCCAAGCCUGCUGUCUCAUUGAUGGUAUCCGAAGAAAAUGGCACAGCAAUGUUGUGCUUUUUGUGGCACAAGCCAUGAAGAAGCUGAAUCUUGAUGUCAUUAUGGAGCUGCGUUUUGAAACUGAGCGAGGUCUGCGAAAGCCUGACAUCAUGAUCUGCAUCGAAAGGGGGUUGAUUUUCCUGGACAUGCAGGUGCAUCCUGAUUCUGUUGUCUGCAGUCUGGAUACUUGCAACAAAGAAAAGAUCAGAAAAUAUAACCAGCCUUGA